Sceloporus undulatus (fence lizard) is the source of this 1992-nucleotide messenger RNA. It is a transcript of the gene MED7, whose product is annotated as mediator complex subunit 7. The coding region runs from base 160 to 852 and encodes 230 amino acids. Gene Ontology annotation, molecular function: transcription coregulator activity. Gene Ontology annotation, cellular component: mediator complex. NCBI's taxonomy places the organism in Eukaryota, Metazoa, Chordata, Lepidosauria, Squamata, Phrynosomatidae. Gene Ontology annotation, biological process: regulation of transcription by RNA polymerase II. The record is from RefSeq and is a predicted model, not a curated record. The transcript is spliced from 2 exons.
GCCGGGGAAAGAAAGGAAGACGGCUAGGGCGGCCGCCGCUGUCGUCGUUGUGGCGAGAGCGUGUCUGCGAGGGGUUUUUCCUGCGCGAUCGACUCGGGAUAGAAGCGAGAUCAAGGAGAGGGACGGGAGCUCGUAGCGGGGAUUUGGUCGUCUGCUGCGAUGGGUGAACCUCAGCAAGUGAGUGCCCUCCCUCCGCCUCCGAUGCAGUACAUUAAAGAGUAUACUGAUGAGAACAUCCGCAAAGGUCUCGCUCCCAAGCCUCCGCCGCCGAUUAAAGAUAGCUACAUGAUGUUUGGAAACCAGUUCCAAUGUGACGACCUCAUUAUCCGGCCUUUGGAAAGCCAAGGUAUUGAACGGCUGCAUCCCAUGCAGUUCGAUCAUAAGAAGGAACUGAGGAAGCUCAACAUGUCUAUUCUGAUCAACUUCUUGGACCUCUUGGAUAUAUUGAUAAGAAGCCCAGGCAGCAUAAAACGGGAAGAGAAGCUAGAAGACUUAAAACUGCUUUUUGUCCAUGUGCAUCAUCUUAUAAACGAAUAUCGCCCCCACCAAGCAAGGGAGACGCUGAGAGUCAUGAUGGAAGUGCAGAAGCGCCAGCGCCUGGAAACUGCUGAGAGGUUUCAGAAGCAUUUGGAGCGGGUUGUUGAAAUGAUCCAGAACUGCCUGGCCUCUCUGCCUGACGAUUUACCUCACUCAGACGACGCAAUGAGGAUAAAAACCGAACCCAUGGACCUUGAGGAUGGCAUAAACUGCAUUGGACAGAAUGAGCAGCAGAGAACUUGCUCUAGUGUCAAAAAGGAUCAGAUUUUGGAUAAAGAUGCUACCAUCAGCGGCAUUAUUGAUGAAAUGACAUGAAGAAGAAAGGGCUGUUUGAGAUUCUCUUUGUGUCACAAAGAGUUCUCAACUGAAACUAAAGCAUUUGGUAGAUUUUGAACCCCCCCCCCCCCAAAAAAAAAAGCUUACUUUUGAUGCUGAUUCUUAAUCAUGGAACACAUUCUGUAAGAGUUAGUAAACUUUGUUUGACAGAGUUGGCUUUAAAGAAAAGUUAAUAGACAAUUUCUGUUCUAUAAUAUGUUACCUUUAUAAUUGGACUGCCCAAACCGUACUGAUACUCAUUUUACUUGGGUGUAUAACAGCUUCUUGAAGGAAUAUGAAUGUAUGCUGGUUUGUAAAAGAAAUAAUGCUUAAAACCCACCUGGCUGUGAAGAUCAAUGUGCUCCUUAAAUAGCUGUCUGGAACUAAACCAACCUUGCAUGUUAUAGGAUGAACCCUGCUCUCUUCCUUUGACUGCAGUGCAAGGUUUUGCUGUGCUGUAAAGCAGUGAGCUUGUAGCUUGGCUUGCUUUUAGAGCUAGUGGGCUGAUUUAAGCAUAAUCAUGGUGGGUUGAACUCUGGUGGCUUGGCACUAGUAGUGGAAAGUAAUAUUCAUGGAAGAUAGGGCAUCUGGUUCUCAGUGGUCAUCGACACCUUCACCUACUGCAUCCCUUUGUGAUAUGUCCCAUACCAAACCGUUUGGGUGUGGAAAUUGGGCACCCUUGCAUGCAUCAGUGUAAGUACCUUCUGUUAGUGUGCUUACAGAAGUAAGUGUUAAAACAACCGAACCUUGCAGGUAGAAAGUGGGACAGUAAAAUAUCAGCCACAAAUGGGUGGCAGUCAUUUGGUUGUAUUUAGUUUGUGUGUAAAUGGGUGGCUUUCUUUGUGGGCUUGGAAGAGAAUGACAUUUCCCCCCCCAUCAAGAUGGAUCCCUGCUUCAUUCUGUACAAUAGCUCCUGGCUUCUAUGGGCCUUUUGUAGUUUUGUCACCAGAAUUAUAUGACUCUUGUAUAUAUAUUUUUUCUAGCCUGCUUUGUGUUUUUAUCCUGUAUAUUGGAUUCAGUGUUGUUUUGCUUUUUUUGAUUGGCCUUUACUAUUGUUGUAUCAUGAAUUUAGGAAACCUUGUUUUUUCACUUGAGGGAAAGAAUUUGGAGUGGGCUUGUAUUAAACAUAUUUCUACAAAC